Molecule: messenger RNA, 1278 nt
Organism: Phytophthora nicotianae INRA-310
Lineage: Eukaryota; Oomycota; Peronosporomycetes; Peronosporales; Peronosporaceae
Exons: 1
Coding region: 1-1278 (425 amino acids)
Source: RefSeq, a predicted model, not a curated record
AUGGAGACCAAGAUUGCAUGCGUCACGAUGAUACUGCUCUUACUUCUUCUCAUUAUCGUUCUCCCUAUCGACACUCGCCGGAAGUGCCUUCACCGUGUGCGCAUAGACUGGGACCAAUACUCACAAUGCCUAAUUGACGAAGGGCAAUUCCACAAGUGCUACAAGAUGUCGUACUCGUCUUUCAUGGCGCUCGCAGAAAAGCUCGAGCCGUAUCUGCUGGUGGACGAGCGGCAAUCGUGUAAUCGGACGGGCAUAGGGCCGAUUACGCACAUCAAUAAGCUCCAGAUGUGCUUGCGCUGGCUAAGUGGGGGAUCUUAUCAUGAUGUGCGAUCUAACAGUGGUGUGAGUGUUGCUGCGUUUUACGCCUCAAUUCAUCAAGUCGUGGAUGCGAUAAUAGCUCAUCCAGAGCUACAGCUUGAGUUUCGUACUUCAGAGCCGGCCCAACGUCAUGCUGUCAAGGCGUUUGAGCGACUAAGCAGCUCUCGUAUCAUGAAGGGGUGUGUUGGCGCCGUCGAUAUGUGGCUUUGUCCUAUCCGAGUCCCACCGAAAAAAGAGGUUUCCAGGGUGCGAUCGUUCUUCUCUGGCCAUUAUCAGCGGUACGGUGUAAACAUUCAAGCUUGUUGCGAUCAUCUAAGUCGGUUUACUGCCGUAACGUGCUCAAGUCCUGGUGGAACUGGUGACGCAGUGGCAUUUUUAAAGUGGAGAUUAUCAGCGAUUGUCAAGAACCUCCCCAAAGGACUUUACAUUGUCGGUGACAACGCAUACACGAACACAAACCAGCUAUUGAUUCCAUUUCCAAGGCCUCGGAUCACUUCUUCUGCUCAUGACAGCUAUUACUUUCACCUUAGUCAGCUUCGGAUUAGGAUCGAAAUGGCUUUCGGUCUUCUAGUCUGUAAGUUGCGUGUGUUCAAGGCUCCUUUGGAAAUCGGCUUUAAGAGAGUGCCUCGUACGAUUUUAGCAGCUUGUAUUUUACACAAUUGGUGUAUCAAUCAGCGUCUUCGCGAGAACCGAAGCUAUAGAGUUGAAGACGAUGAAGAUAUGGUUGAAGUCGUUGAAUCAACCCGCUUGACAGGGGACAGAUGUGUUGAUUCUACAGUCGAACCUCAAGAUUCUUCACGUUACCGUCGCCUGUACGAGUCGUCUGACCUGGUGGUUGACACAGACACGUAUAACAGCUCGGAAUGGGUUCGUGAUGCCAUCGUUGGAUUAGUUCCCAAUAUUUCUCGCCCACAACGCAAUAGGAUUAGACGAGCACAAGAAGAGAAGGAGAACGAAUAG